Molecule: messenger RNA, 1560 nt
Organism: Scylla paramamosain (green mud crab)
Lineage: Eukaryota; Metazoa; Arthropoda; Malacostraca; Decapoda; Portunidae
Product: matrix metalloproteinase-9-like
Exons: 14
Coding region: 66-1268 (400 amino acids)
Biological process (GO): sperm capacitation
Cellular component (GO): cell surface
Molecular function (GO): heparin binding
Source: RefSeq, a predicted model, not a curated record
CCCUAGUCAGUCACUCCCUGCGUUCCUUGUUAUAGUGAUUCUUUCAGUGUCACGCAGAUUUGGGCAUGGCGAUUGGCGGGAGGCUCAGUGAUGUGAAUGUCUUGUGCCUCAUUGUGGUAUUUGCUCUUCAUGCUUGGUCAGUGCUGGAGGGACAUGUGCUUGUGUCUCGCGCAGGACAGCUCUAUCAAAAACCCGUGUCAGUACCUGAAGUGGUGGAUGAAAGGGACUGCGUGUUUCCAUUUUGGUGGAAGAGCAAAUUGCACAACAACUGCACACGUCUGGACCGCCCUGACCACUGGUGCGCCACUCAGAUCAACGAUGCAGGAGCUCCAGUAACCUCUGGCUAUUGUAAAAAAUUCCUGGUGGGUCCCCUUCCGGCUCAGCCUACUCCAACAAUGGAUGACGAUCCUGACCUCCACGAAGACUGCGAGGUGCCGUUUUAUUACAACAAGAAGACCUUCACCAACUGCACCAUGGAGGACUCGAAGCGGCCGUGGUGCGCCGUGGAAGUGGAUCAGCUGCGCAAGCCCAUAAGAAUCAAAUUUUGCCGCGGAAAGGAGGGAAUUGUGUACCAUGGAAAGCAUGUUGAGGUAUUGCGUCUCUCUGAAGGUGUUUUCAUCCCAGCAACCAGAAAAUCAAGAGGACCUGAAUCAAACGGUCCCAUAACCACAAAGAACGGGGAGGCGUGUGUCGUCCCAUACAAAUUCAAAGGGAAGGUGCACAUGGGCUGUUACUGUGAUGGGAUAUCGCCGUGUUGGUGUCCCCUUCGCAUCAGCUCCGACUACUACCCACUAGACUCCGACUACUGUGCAGACAACGACACCGUGGUACCCAUCGAGCACCUCCAGGUCAACAUGUCAGAUGUGCCAAUGACUGUUCGAAACGGGCCAUGUACGUUUCCUUUCGUGUACAAUGGGUUAGCCUAUACAGAGUGUGCAUGUGUAGACGCCCCGGAGUGCUGGUGUGCCGUGUCCCUCACACAGACUAAUGAACCAGCAGUGAGUGACUAUUGCAAAGACUUUUUGAUUGGGGAAAUUCCUACCGUGCCUCCUCCUGCCUACGGUCCUUGCAUCAAUAUUACUAAGGACGGGUGGGCGUGUCACCUCCCCUUCACCUAUAAUGGACGAAACUACACCCAAUGCACCACCGAGGGACGCGACCGCCUCUGGUGCGCCACGCUGCUGGACGAACAAGGCGACAUCGUUCAAUGGGGAUACUGUGCCGACGAUGAUUUGUGGGAUGACGCUGUCGGCGAGAGGCGUCAAUAACAAGGGUUCACUUGGUCUGUGAGGUGACAAGUGAUUCUUCAACUAUAUACAAUAACUGUUGUAAUUGAGGAAUUAAACUACUAGACUACUAAGGUGAUAGCCUAUGUAAUGUUAACACUUACCUAUUAUUUACAUGUCAAUGAUUGAUUUCACUUCAAAAUUGCUAGCAAUAACGUUCUUUCAUUGCUAAUUUUUAUAAACAAACAUUACAAAUCCAUUUGAUGAAACCAAAUAAUAUGUAAUAAUGUUCUUGGUAAGGCAGGAUGACCAGCAAAAUAAACUGUAAACUUCA